UUCGCUCGGUAGUCGUCGUCGGAGGCGGUCGUGUUGUACCUCAGUCGUUCGGUGCGUCUUCGCCUACUACUUGGUUUGUACGUACUGUGUGGCUGCAUAUUAUUAGUGUACAAUUACCUAGUGUGAUGCCCGUUGCGGAACCAGAGUCCGGUUUUGUGUUACGACAACCGCGAGUUCUUGUUAGCAGCUCAUGCAAAUCGGAUUUCGCACAUCUUGUAACCUGAUCGUCGCAGGGGUUAUGUGUGUUGUUCUUGGGGACACGUAUCCGGUGAUCGCGCGCAAACGGAUCCGUGUGGCAUUUCGCGUAGUAGGCGGCGGUGAAUGUGCUGAAAAGUAGAAAGUGGUGAUAUGCAAAAAUCAGUGAGCAUUAAGGGGCCUUGAAAACUUACUCAACACACACACACAUAAUUCGAGUACCGCCGAUCGCCGAGAGUCGCAGCGCAGCGUGUUAAUGAAAGUGCUGUUAGAUUGGGUUGUUGUGUGAAAGCGAGAGUCGCCUGCUCGGAUCGGAUUCCGAUCAUUGAAAGUGGACCAGCAACAAUCAAUUAAACGGCUAUUUUCGCGCCCAGCUUUGAAAAAUUCGUUCGGGGUGGUUUCGCGUGCGUGUGUCAACUCCGCAGGAAGUGUGCGCGCACAGCUGAGUGAGAUUUGUGGUUUUGGUGUUUUGGUGGCGGAGAAGAAAGUUUGGCGUUUCCUGUUUUGCUUCUGACUUGAAAAACGUUUUUUGGUCGAAAAAAGGAAAGAGUUGUGUGGCGUACUUUCUCGUCUGGCAGAAACAAAAACAGAAAAAAAUCGUUUCGUCUGGAACGACACGCGCCUGCUCCCCUCGACACACACGCAAGGAAGCCGGCGAUGAGUCAUCGCCUGCUUGGGUCAGUGGAGGAAUUGCUGGGAGGCAGUGUGUUAUAAGGCGUUACAUCAGAAGUCGUACGGCAGAACAUUCGUCAAUUUUCGUCCAAUGGCUGGCGGAACCGUAAUAAUGUGCCGUCAAACUGGACUUGCAAUUAUUGAAUUAGAUUUCCUGCUCGGAUAGACAGGGAGCUUUGUGCAAGUUCCAGCAAAUUACCGUGUGUGCGUGUUCUAUUGGUUCAGACGAGAAGGAGAACUUUUCGGACGGAACAAUAAUUGGCUUGGCGUGUGCUUGGGCUCUAGCUCAUCAUCAUCCCCACCACCAGCAGCAGCAGCCGGUCUGGCCGAUCGGCACCAUUGGCUACGGCAAAGCUAGAACGGUGGCCUUCCACAACGAAGGGGGCGAACGGCGCUGGGUGCGUCAGGCAGUGAUGGGGGUCCUCAGGUGGCGGGACCUGCCGGGGAGUCGCAACUCCGUCAACAGCAGCAGUUCCAACAUCACCAACAACAACAACUCCACCAACAUCAAUACCAUCAACAAUAACAGCGGCGGCAACGUUCGCGUUGAGGUGAGCAAUUUGAGCAAUUUCAGUUCGCGUGAAGAACGAAUCUCGAACCCGCACGGCAGCAGUAACAACGGCGGCGGCGGUAACAACAACGAUGCAUCCAACAAUCUCACCGUACAAAUUCCUCAGCAGACGCGAUCGCUGCUGCGGCACUCGAACAGUAUGUCCUCGAAUCCGCACUCCAACUCGAGCUCGACGCCCGCCUCGCCGCAUCUGCUGUCCAACAGCUCCAGUGGCCACUUACAUCACACGCUAUCGAACGGAGGAUCGCUGCACCAUCACUCGUCGCAGUACCAGAGCCAGUCGUCCGUGAGUUCACAGAGUUCGUCGAUCAUCUCGGCGGUGCCGCCGCUGCAGCGAUUGCUCGAGGAUCACCUCAGCAAACCGGCUCCGUACCAGAUGAUUGUGAUACCAAACAGCGGGGGCUACUGGAUCGAUGGGACCGAUCACGACGCCGGGUACGACAUUCCGUCGCACGCAACGUGGCGGGUGGGAAAGAUCGAGUCGGACGAUACGGCCAAGUGCUACCGGCGGUUCUUUAUCUCGCGGGAACACUCGAACCUGGUCGGUCACGAUGAUCAGCUGGGUCCGGUGCUGUUGUCGAUCAAGUCCGAAAAUGUUGCGAACCAAGAUCAUAUCCGAAUACUGCUCCGGCUACGAACGGGGACCAUGCACGAAAUCAUUCCUGCGUCGUGUUUGGGAUCGAAUCCUUCUCCGAUAAAAAUGGCACGACUGUUGAACGAUCAGAUCAACGUUGACAGCUUCAUGCCGGUGUUGUGUCCGAAGGCAUCCACGUUGAUCGCUAGCUACGACGAGCACGUGCUGGUCACGAACUUCAAGUUUGGUGUUUUGUACCAGCGGUACGGUCAAACGACGGAAGAGGAACUGUUUUGCAACAGUGAUACGACACCUGCGCUGGAGGAGUUCCUAGAUCUACUCGGUCAGCGGAUACGUCUGCGCGAUCACAAGGGCUACCGAGGUGGGCUGGACAUUCAGAACGGACACACGGGCGAUACCGCCGUGUACGAAGUGUUCAAAGAGCGGGAGAUCAUGUUCCACGUGUCCACCCUGCUUCCGUACACCGAGGGUGAUCCUCAGCAACUCCAGCGGAAGCGUCACAUCGGAAACGACAUUGUUGCGAUCGUGUUCCAGGAAGAAAACACUCCCUUCUCUCCGGCUAUGAUUGCGAGUCACUUUCUGCACGCGUUUGUCGUUGUGCAACCGUUGGAACCAAACACACCCAACUGCCGGUAUAAGAUUUCAGUGACCGCCCGGGAUGACGUCCCGUUCUUCGGACCCACCCUGCCCCAACCGUCAGUAUUCAAAAAGGGACCCGAACUCAAAGAGUUCCUCCUGACCAAGCUGAUUAACGCCGAGAACGCGUGCUACAAAGCUGACAAGUUCGCCCAACUCGAACUGCGGACGCGAACAUCCCUCCUCCAGAACCUGGUCGAUGAGCUGAAGGAAAAGACCCGGGACUUUCUCGGAGCCGACCUGCUCGGAGCGCCAACCUCCCCCACCCCAGAAACGCCCAAAUCCGAGGGCGGAUUCACCGGAUCGCGGUUCAUCGACACGGUCAAGAAGGCGCUGAACGCCCGCCUGCGAUCGCAAAACUCCGACCCCACCAACGGAGUCGACUCCACCAACCCAAAGCAUCACAACUCGAUCAAGAAGUCCAAGGAGGUUUCCGAAGCGCCCUGCGGACCCACGGGACAGAAUGUCAAUAUUGGUCGAUCCCUGUCCAAGAGCAGCACGACGGGUUCGCGCAAGUCUCCGAACGAUUCGGUGGCCUCGUCGCCGGACAUUACGUCGCGUUGUUCGCUGAACCCGGGCGGCACGCUGAACAACAACAACACCAACACGGCCAACAACAACCAUCACGGUGGCAGUGGCCAUCACGCCGGAGCACACGGUCCGAAGGGUGGCAGCGGCAAUAACAACAACAACAACAACGGACCGGUGGCCAUGUCCGAGACGAGCGAUGACUCCAGCCUGAACAGCGUCGAUCUGGAUCCGAUGGUUUUCCCAAACGUAGAUGCCGGCGCGACGUACAUAGACAGUGACACCGGGCUGGAAUCGAUGUCGUCGGCGGACGCAACCACGAAGGCGUGCUCGCUGUGUCUGGACGGGGUGGACCGGGCGGAACGGUCGACAAACGGCGGUGGAAGUGUGAUCAGCGUGAGCGUCGGAACGGGCAGCACCAGCGGAGAUAGUACGCGGGAUCUGCGCAGCAGCACCGGAAGUAGUUCCGGAGGAGUGGUGGUCGGAGCGACGACGACGACGAGUGUGACAGGAGGAGGUGGUGGUGGUCACGGAUCGGUCACCGUCAUAACGAGCCAGGGAGCGGUGGUGGUCGGGCCGGAAAUUGUGCAACAGAUGGAUGGGUACAAGCAGGAAAUUACCCGACUCAAGUGUGAUAAGCUGGAUCUCUUGAGGCAGAAUGUGACUUGCCAACGUGACAUCAAGCGGCUCCGAGAGCGUGAACUAUCACUGCAGGGUGAUCUGGCGGCGGCCGGCAAGGAAAUCCUCCGGCUACGUGACCUGCUGAAGGAGUACAUGCCGGCGACCGCAGGUGAACCGAUAUAAAACAGAUAAGCAAACCAAAAACGAAGAAGCAGAAUCCUCCUCCAAACGAAAGUAUUUUUCUGGGACGAAAAUUUUCGAGCUGAAGCGGCAGCGCAGCGAAAAAUGGGCAAACACCACACACGCUAUAAUCGUGAGCAUCGUCGUCGUCGUUGUUAUUGUUGUCGCUGUUAUUGGUCCGCCGAAUCAAUCGCAAACUUAUGGAAUACUACUUUCCGCUCCUCAUCAUGAAGAUGUGUACACUAUGCUAGGAAGAAAAGCAUAUAAAAGUUAUUAUUUUUUGCCCUUUUUUGUGUAUAAAGAUCGUUUAUUAUAAUUUCUAUUUAUUUUAAAAGUACUGUUCACCCCCGCUCUUUACUUGGUAAUCUCUCGUACGAACGAAGAUGGACGCUACCUUUCAUCUUCCGAAAUCAAAGCUAAUUUUAAGGCACAACUCACUUCUGGUAUCCAUCCCACCCCAUUUCAAACAACUCUCUCCGAGACACUCGGAUGAGAUGCAGUCCCGGUCAAACGAAACUAGAACUCACUUUGUAAAUAAAUGUUUUAGAGAGUCUGCUGCUGUUUUCCCUUCUCGGACGCGGACCGGAAGGAAGACUUUGGCUAAAUCAAAAAAGGAACGAGGAGGAAAUGUGUGCGCUGUAAAUGUCAAUUACCUACAUAUUUAUACACUGAGAAAACUUUAAACAUGUGUAAACUGUGUGUGUGUAAGCAUAAUCAAAUCAGAGAAGAGAAGAUAUUUUAACUGAAAUGUUGUUCAUUUUCUUAUUCAUUUUACGCAAACAGAAGUGCAUGUGUAGGAGAAUUUUAAAAAUGUAUUUUUUUUUUCAUUUUCAUAAUUACAAACACUCGACAAUUAUGGGCUAUUAGUGGAGCGUGUGUGUUUAGUUGAACGAAGGCGAAGAGAUUGCUAACCAAAACCAAAAAAUAGUAAACGUUGAUCGAAAUAUGGACAUCAAUCCGAAUGCUACCAGAUGUUUUAUAAGAUUUUAGUGAGUAGAAUAUAAACCAACAAAAGAUACAAAACAUAAAACAAGGAAAUAUCACAUACAAACAAACCCACUUCAAAACACAGAGUAAAGGUAAAAAGCUACAUGUGCAAUACAUAAUUGAACAGACAAAAAUUAUGCCUUUUACCCGAAAACUUAUGACAAAAAAAAAUCUAUCUGAAUUGAAGCUUGUGAAUUUUGAAUGACUUUAGAGAGAAUAAUACUAAAACAAAAGAAAACGUUUCAGUUUGAAAUUUAGACUAUCCCCUGUUUUAGAUGAAAUCUUUAAGAAAUUGAAAAAAAAUCAACAAAA
Molecule: messenger RNA, 5297 nt
Organism: Culex pipiens pallens (northern house mosquito)
Lineage: Eukaryota; Metazoa; Arthropoda; Insecta; Diptera; Culicidae
Gene: RapGAP1
Product: rap1 GTPase-activating protein 1
Exons: 6
Coding region: 1281-4001 (906 amino acids)
Biological process (GO): activation of GTPase activity; regulation of small GTPase mediated signal transduction
Cellular component (GO): cytoplasm
Molecular function (GO): GTPase activator activity
Source: RefSeq, a predicted model, not a curated record